Messenger RNA from Lottia gigantea (owl limpet), 1194 nucleotides. RefSeq lists its product as hypothetical. The record is from RefSeq and is a predicted model, not a curated record. Gene Ontology annotation, molecular function: UDP-glucose 4-epimerase activity. Bases 1 to 1194 code for a protein of 397 amino acids. The transcript has a single exon. Gene Ontology annotation, cellular component: cytosol. NCBI's taxonomy places the organism in Eukaryota, Metazoa, Mollusca, Gastropoda, Lottiidae. Gene Ontology annotation, biological process: beta-D-galactose catabolic process via UDP-galactose, Leloir pathway.
AUGGAUUCGUAUUUUUUGACUCUAGUUCUAUUGUGUGUGUUUAUUGGAGAGGUUUCCAGCAAGCCGAGGACUUCAGAGCCACCGAGUAUUAAAAAUAUCCUUGUAUUUGGUGGAAAUGGUUUGCUUGGAGCCCCCACUGUGGAAGGACUAAUCCAAGCUGGACACAAAUGUACCUUGAUCAACCGUGGUAAUUGGUAUUGGAAUUCAUACAUCACCAUCAAGCCCCAUGUACAUCAUAUCAAAUUUGACCGUAUGCAGUCACUGUCCAAGUGUGAAGCACUGGUGGCCAUGUUAGACGGAGGACAACGUUUCGAUUUGGUUAUAGACUUUAGCGCAUAUCACAUGUUCGCUGUAAACGAAGCCGUAUCGCUUCUGAAGGGUCGUGUUGGAUUGUACGUUUAUAUUAGUUCCGAUUCCGUCUAUGAAGUUUGUUUAAAGAAUCAUUCGAAUCCAUCCAUUGAAACAGACGCAAUUCGAUCAACGGAUCCAGACGAAAUGCAAGAGUAUGCAACGAAGGACGAUUACGGCCACAGAAAACUGGAAAGUGAAGAGGCAUUAGAAAAGCAGCUACAAGCCAAUGGCAUUCCGUACAUUUCGUUGCGUCUACCGGACGUUGUCGGACCAAGAGAUAACACGUAUCGUUGGUGGAUUUAUCAAAUGUGGAUGCGAUUGCAGAAAUAUUUGGACAAGCCCGUUACGAUUCCUGCAAAUGUGGCCAAACAACCCAUGAGUUUUGUUUACUCCCAGGACGUGGCGGAUCUGAUCCUGGAUUUGACCAACAAUUCACCGGAUCCAGAUGUUUUAAACCAGGCUUAUAAUCUAGCUUUCCGAGAAACGUUCACACUACAAGAAUUCUUAAACGAGAUUAAAAAUUUACUGAACAUUUCAGAUGUGGAAAUAGGGGUUGAUGAAAAUUCAGAUUCAUUCCGAUUGUUUCCGUCCGUGUCUCUCGGUCCAGUGGACAUUAGUAAAGCAGAGAGACAAUUAAAAUGGAGCCCAACCCCGUGGGUGGAGGCUUUAAAGGACACUGUGCAGUUCUAUGAAACCUGUUUAUCAAAAGACGAGUUUGAUGUGCCACGACGGGACAUCAUAAGGUCAAUGCAAGUGUACUUUUCGGACCAUCCGUUCCGAGUUUUAAUCGGAGUGAAACGAGAGUAUAGAGUCGACUACACUGCUUCAAAAGACGAAUUAUAA